GGACACUCGAUGUGGACGAGUGCUCAGAGGGCACGGAUGACUGCCACAUCGAUGCCAUCUGCCAGAACACACCCAAGUCCUACAAGUGCCUCUGCAAGCCGGGCUACAAGGGGGAAGGGAGGCAGUGUGAAGACAUUGACGAGUGUGAGAAUGACUACUACAACGGGGGCUGUGUCCACGAGUGCAUCAACAUCCCAGGGAACUACAGGUGCACCUGCUUUGAUGGCUUCAUGCUGGCACACGAUGGACACAACUGCCUGGAUGUGGAUGAGUGUCAGGACAACAAUGGUGGCUGCCAGCAGAUCUGUGUCAAUGCCAUGGGCAGCUACGAGUGUCAGUGCCACAGUGGCUUUUUUCUCAGUGACAACCAGCACACCUGCAUCCACCGCUCCAACGAGGGUAUGAACUGCAUGAACAAAGACCAUGGCUGUGCCCACAUCUGCCGGGAGACGCCCAAAGGUGGGGUGGCCUGCGACUGCAGGCCCGGCUUUGACCUUGCCCAAAACCAGAAGGACUGCACACUAACCUGUAACUAUGGAAACGGAGGCUGCCAGCACAGUUGUGAGGACACGGACACAGGCCCCAUGUGUGGCUGCCACCAGAAGUACGCCCUUCACUCAGACGGUCGGACAUGCAUCGAGAAGGAUGAGGCUGCAAUUGAGCGCUCUCAGCUCAGGGCCACGUCAGUAGCUGAUGUGGACAAGCGGGGCCGACGGCGGCUACUCAUGGAGACAUGUGCGGUAAACAACGGAGGCUGUGACCGGACGUGCAAGGACACGGCCACCGGCGUGCGGUGUAGCUGUCCUGUCGGAUUCACGCUGCAGCCAGACGGGAAGACGUGCAAAGACAUCAACGAGUGCCUGGCCAACAACGGGGGCUGCGACCACUUCUGCCGCAACACCGUGGGCAGCUUCGAGUGCGGCUGCCGCAAGGGCUACAAGCUGCUGACCGACGAGCGGACGUGUCAAGACAUCGACGAGUGCUCCUUCGAGCGGACCUGCGACCACACCUGCAUCAAUUCCCCAGGCAGCUUUCGGUGUCUGUGCCACCGCGGCUACACGCUCUACGGGACGACCCACUGCGGAGGUCUGCAGCCCGCCCACCAGGCCACCUCCCCGCCCAGGCACGCGCCUGGCCGCACGGCCACCUACACUGCACCCCGCACCCCAGCCCUGCCCUUGACCCUGGUGCCCUGGGAGGGCCCUCAGCCAAGAGCAAGGAGGGAGGGGCGGCAAAUACCCAAGGGUGCCAGACCGUUGUCAGGCUGUGGGAGGUACCGAAAGCCUCUCGGGGACAGGCCUGACCCAGAAGUCAAGCCCCGACAGCUCCCUCUUAGGAAAGCCUUGGACGUUCUCGUAGCCCGGUGGAGACUGCUCCACCUCACCUCUGCUGUGCCCAGCUCCCGGCUUCCAGCGAGCGACUCCCAGUUCCUGCAAGUUCCCGCUGCUGUGCGGGUGCAACAGGUGGGCAGGUGCCUUGCUCGAGCCAAGGCUUCAGCCCGAGUGCAGCUGUCCUGCGGCAAGGCGGGCGGUGUCGAGAGCUGCCUCCUCUCCUGUCCGGCCCACACACUCUUCGUGCCUGACUCGGAAAACAGCUACAUCCUGAGCUGUGGUGUCCCCGGUCUCCAGGGCAAGACACUGCAGAGACGCAACGGCACCAGCUCCAGCAGCGGGCCCGGCUGUUCAGAUGCCCCUGCCACCCCCAUCAAGCAGAAGGCCCGCUUCAAGAUCCGAGAUGCCAAGUGCCACCUCCGGCCCCGAAGCCGGGAGCGGGCAAAGGAGAGCCUGAGGCAGCUGCUACUGGACAACUGCCACGUGACUUUCGUGACCCUCAAGUGUGACUCCUCCAAGAAGAGGCGCCGUGGCCGCAAGUCCCCGUCCAAGGAAGUAUCUCACAUCACAGCGGAGUUCGAAGUUGAGAUGAAGACGGAAGAGGCCUCAGACACCUGUGACGCAGACUGUGUGCGGAAGCGGGCCGAGCAGAGCCUGCAGGCUGCCGUCAGGACCCUGCGGAAGGCCGUGGGCCGGCAGCAGUUCUAUGUCCAGGUCGCAGGCACAGAGUACGAGGUGGCCCAGCGGCCGGCCAAGUCCCCAGAGGGGCAGGGGACGUGCGGCACAGGCCAGGUGCUACAGGACAACAAAUGCGCGGCCUGUGGGCCUGGCACCUACUUCAGUGGUGAGCUCGGCCAGUGUGUGCCAUGCGUGCCAGGGACCUACCAGGACGUGGAAGGACAGCUGAGCUGCACGCCGUGCCCCAGCAGCGACGGGCUUGGUCUGGCUGGUGCCCGCAACGUGUCCGAAUGUGGAGGCCAGUGCUCUCCAGGCUUCUUCUCCACUGAUGGCUUCAAGCCCUGCCAGGCCUGCCCCGUGGGCACGUUCCAGCCCGAGCCUGGGCGCACCAGCUGCUUCCCCUGUGGAGGGGGGCUGCUCACCAAACACGAGGGCACGGUCUCCUUCCAGGACUGCGAGGCCAAGGUGCACUGCUCCCCCGGCCACCACUACAACACCACCACCCACCGCUGCAUCCGCUGCCCCGUCGGCACCUACCAGCCCGAGUUUGGCCAGAACCACUGCAUCACCUGCCCAGGCAACACCAGCACCGACUUCGACGGCUCCACCAACGUCACGCACUGCAAGAACCAGCACUGCGGUGGCGAGCUUGGGGACUACACGGGUUACAUCGAGUCCCCCAACUACCCUGGUGACUACCCAGCCAAUGCCGAGUGCGUGUGGCACAUCGCGCCUCCCCCCAAGCGCAGGAUCCUCAUUGUGGUCCCGGAGAUCUUCCUGCCCAUCGAGGACGAGUGUGGUGACGUCCUGGUCAUGAGGAAGAGNGCCUCGCCCACGUCGAUCACCACCUACGAGACCUGCCAGACCUACGAGAGGCCCAUCGCCUUCACCUCCCGCUCCCGGAAGCUCUGGAUCCAGUUCAAAUCCAACGAAGGCAACAGCGGCAAAGGCUUUCAAGUGCCCUACGUCACCUACGAUGAGGACUACCAGCAGCUGAUAGAAGACAUCGUCCGUGACGGGCGGCUGUACGCCUCGGAGAAUCACCAGGAGAUCUUGAAAGACAAGAAGCUGAUCAAGGCCCUCUUCGACGUGCUGGCGCACCCCCAGAACUACUUCAAGUACACAGCCCAGGAGUCCAAGGAGAUGUUCCCGCGGUCCUUCAUCAAACUGCUGCGCUCCAAGGUGUCCCGAUUCCUGCGGCCCUACAAGUAACAUGGCCGCGGAGGGCCGGUGAGAGGAGGGGCGGAGGUGGAGGCGCGUCCUUCCCUCCACCGUGGAAGCCACGAGGCAGCUUGGCCGGGGCCUCGGGGUUGCCUGGGGAAGCCCGUGCUGUGUGCACUUCAGGAAAGCCGGCCACCGUGGAGGCUCAGCGCCAGCCCAGGCACCCCUCACUCUGCCACCCCAGUGGGGGAACAUUGCUUCGGGAGCCUCUCUCCCUCCUCCGCCUCAGACUGCCCGGACACCGAGAUUGCUCGCUCCAGAGCCAGCUCUGCCGGGGCGCACCUGGGCCUGGACGUCGUGCCCACCGUGUGGGUGACAGGAUGGCACGUGCUCUACCACCUGACGGUUCAGGACGGGGCGUGGAAGGAGGGGUGCGUGAAGGCCAUCCCCGGAGUGGAUAAGCUUGCGUCCAUGCGUGAGGCCCCACCCCAGCCGACAACGCAGGCCACAGGUGCAGGACCCAGGCACUGAGGAUGCUGAGGUGGGAUGGACAGAGCUGCUGGAGGAACCUCCAGCCGCGCUUCCCCUGGACAGACACCUGCAUACCCUCUAUAAAUACAGAAUACAUAUAUACGUACACAUAGACGUACACGUGCACGCUUCUGGCAGGUACUUCAGAGGGUCUCCUUAGUAACCGUCAGCGCCGGAUGCGCCAGCCCUUCUCCCAGCCCGCCACAGCUGCGGCCGAGCUCCCGCUGGCUAAACUCCUGUGCGCUGGCCCUCCGUUUACAUGAGGCUAGAUCCCUGGCUGGGGGCGACACCCGCCCUGGACCUGUUUCUGAAUUUGAACUCUGGGGACUGGACUCGGAUGCCUCUCUAGAGGGUGGCCCACCCAGUCCACACCCCCACCAUCGCCGCCUUCGGCCAGGGUGCGGUGGAAGGCAGUUUCCCCUGAGGCCCCUUCCCAGGGGUCAGCUGUG
Messenger RNA from Tupaia belangeri chinensis (Chinese tree shrew), 4150 nucleotides. It is a transcript of the gene SCUBE1, whose product is annotated as signal peptide, CUB domain and EGF like domain containing 1. Gene Ontology annotation, molecular function: calcium ion binding. The record is from RefSeq and is a predicted model, not a curated record. NCBI's taxonomy places the organism in Eukaryota, Metazoa, Chordata, Mammalia, Scandentia, Tupaiidae. Gene Ontology annotation, biological process: signal transduction. Gene Ontology annotation, cellular component: cell surface.